This is a messenger RNA of Dichotomopilus funicola, 2331 nucleotides long. RefSeq names its product putative peptidase family-domain-containing protein. The transcript has 4 exons. Bases 1 to 2331 code for a protein of 776 amino acids. Gene Ontology annotation, cellular component: cytoplasm. NCBI's taxonomy places the organism in Eukaryota, Fungi, Ascomycota, Sordariomycetes, Sordariales, Chaetomiaceae. The record is from RefSeq and is a predicted model, not a curated record.
AUGGCUCCAUCCAUUUUUAAGUUGAAAGAGUUGCGAAGGCGGUCCAAGGCGAGCUUCAAAACCGAGAGAUCGACAGACGAUUCGAGCGAGGCUAGCAACAACACGGCCCUCACCAGCGGCUCAUCAACACCCCCUUCAAUUGGAGCGGUUUCGGACCCGGCUUUGGACCUCCAGCUCAAAGAUCAAGACCAUGUUUACCCCCAAGCUGCAGUGCCGCGGCCACAGUCCCACGUCUAUCCGAAUGGCGGCAGUAACCGGUAUAGCGUAUCGGGCAUGAUAGGCCUUGGGAGCCCGGUACCUGGUGGACGAGGGCCAAGUUUGCCAGUCUCACAGUACUCGCCCCGAAUCACUAACAUCGCCGACAAUUCUUGGGCCUAUCAAAAGGUCCUCCUAGUCCAUGGCACCAUCGGGGAGUCAACCCACCGACCAGUCGAUGGGACAUUGACGGUGAGCCGGCUAGAUGACCAGUUUCCACCGAUCUCGUGGCCAGUACACGAUAGUGGGUUCAAGGCCCUCGUCUACCUGAUGCCCGGCGCCAACCGCUUGCGGUUUGACUUUUCCAGUCCGAAACUUGCCAACAGCAAUUCUUCCAACCCGAUUCACAGCUCCCACUUAACUGUUCACAUGAUCCCCCCAGUAGGAGCUCCCCCAUUACAACUGGCUAUCCUGCUGGCUAAGGAUUCUCCCGGUACUUUCGACGCGGUUCCCGCGCGGGUCGAACGAGAGGGCAACGGGCUGGACACCGCGGUCCGCAAGUUCCGCAUGGCUGCUUAUCUGUGGCAGGCUUUCACAGCGGAGCAAAUGUCGCGCAACAAGUUGGGGCGGCGCGCCUUCAGGUUUGAGGAGGAAUGGACCACAGGCGCGGCCAACCACCGGGAUCGGGCGAACGGCGUUCAGCGAUCCGAGGCGCGGGUACACAUCAUUCGUACCGAGAAAACGGUGAAAGAACUCCGAGAUCUCGACCUUGCACAGCAAAACCCAAAGGCAAAGGAUGGAGGCGGUCUCUACGGUAUAGCUGCCGAUGCUGUCCGUGACUACUUUGGGCCACAACCUGGCCAAAAGCUCUACGUCUCGGUCUUGUUGCUAGAUGCACAUUGGGACACGAAAAACAAGAUGAUUGUCGGGCACGCCGCCCUUGGGGGACAAGUGGGCGACCUUCAUUUAGGCAUCUUUGGCUCUCACUGCCUCCAGAGCUACCCGACAAGUUUCGAAGAGAUUGUACCAGCUUUCACGGAUUGCACCCCUACCGACACCAACUAUGUUGGCAACGAUUGUGGCGAUGCCGGCAGCUCCUGGGAGGCGGCCAACAUUGGAAUUGGUGCUCACCUGCACGAGACUGGCCAUCUAUUUGGACUCCCUCACCAGGAGAGCGGUGUCAUGCUGCGGGACUAUGUUACCCUCAACCGUACAUUCCUCUCCCGCGAAGCUUACUCGACUCGAACCCGGUCGAAGGGUAGCCCGGCUUCUACAAGUGAUGAGUGCGGCUGGCACCGCCUCGACUGUCUUCACUUCCGCAGUCAUCCCUGCUUCCGCCUGCCGAACGAUACAGUUCUCAACCCGGACGACAGCGUUCAGGGUUGGCCGUUGGAAGGCGGUACUUUAACAGUGACAGCAGCUACGGGGAUAGCAUACGUCGAGAUAUACGCUGAGGGUGACGAUGUUUGCCACGCAUGGAUCGAGUAUCAGCCCGAAAACGGCGGCCCGGUGCAUAAGUCGGUUACAUUGGCCGAACAAGACUUGCGCGCCCGACUACCAGAAGGAAAGCAAAAGGGAAAACUACGCAUAUCAGUCAAGUCGUAUGGUGGCGGCACGCUCGAUAUAGACGACUUCAGCAAGCUGUGCACGAAAGAGACCGCGUCGUUACGGAUUCCGAGCACUCCAUCGAAGACGGCGUUCAGGGGUAAAAAGCUGGGCCUGUCACAAAUGGAAGGAUCGGAAGGGCAUGAAGUGGUUUUCACAAGCGCAAUGAAGCAGGACCGGGUGCUUUCUAAGGUGGUAUUUUAUCACGGAUCGGCGGUGGACGGGAUUGAGUUUGUCUACGAUGAUGACUCGAGACAACUAUUUGGGAAGAAGGGUGGGAAGCCGGGUGGGGAUGUGUUUGAUAUGGACGUCCGUCGUGGAGAGUACAUUAGCGGCUUCUUCGUCCGCUCUGGGUUCUGGAUCGACGGCAUUCAACUGCUCACAAGCUUGGGGAAGAGAAGUCCGUUGUAUGGGAACCCCUAUGGCGGUGAUUCACAUACCUUAAUACCUCCAAAGGGGUACAGCAUAUGCGGUGUUACGGGCAGCUGUGGUCCGUGGUUGGACGGCUUUUCUGUUAUCAUUACGAAAUGA